AUGGAGGACAAUAUCGAAACCUUCGACCUGACGCCUUCGGAGACCCACGAAUCGAGUGAGAGCCAGGACCUCCCACUACAGGAAAUGGAUGACCCUCUUGCCGCGGGUAUGGCACUGGUUGCACGAUUCAAUGAAGGCUCUACAUCCACUGUUGGUCCAGCUCCUGACAACUUACCCAGCGUUGGCGUGAACGAACCAACCUCCGCAGGCUCACGGCCGUCUGUCGAUCAAGCCAUGGACGCUGAACUCGACUCUGAAGCGGAAAAUUGGUCCGGUUUCUCGCACCCUGAAUAUAAUUACAAACUACAAAGUCUCCUUGAUAAGUCCCGCUGCAGGAAGCGAGACCUGAAGUUGUUGAGGGAGGAGAAAAAGGAGUACCUUGAGCGGAACAGGAAACUUCAAGCCGAGAUCGAGCAACUCAGAGCGCCGAAAUUGAGACACACUGGAGUGACUUGGCCAUCUUUGUUCGACGAUGAAGUCAGGCCUGGCUGGAUGACAAUCUACGCGACUGCGUGUAAGGAGGGCAAUGCUUCGCCUCUUGUCUGCAAGAUACAUCCAGAUCUUCGCUUGAGAAAGCCUACAUCAGAGGAGCGAAAGAAAGAUUUGUUGCAGGAGGACACGGAAGUUUCUCUCCCAAUGAUGCCGGAAACUUUGAAGUUACCUGCAGACAUUCAGUUCCGGAUCUUGAAGCACUUCUUCCACUUCAAAGGCAAUGUUGUCCAUGCCAUAUCUCGCCUUGAUCCCGAGUACCCGGAAGAUAGUGCGCCAUUGGGUCGUGAUGGGAAACCAAGCUUCUACCAUCGGCUCCACGUGGGUAGGAAGCCGGGUCGCUUUGCCAAGGGCAUCAGAGCAAACGUGCAAAGGCUGCAGCAUGUCGAGAUUGUCUGGAUAGGAUCACAGUUCCUCACCCACCGGGUAAAUGAGCGUAACAAGUACACGUCGCGCCGCACAUACUCGCUCAUCUGGCUUCCGGAGGCCAUUCGCCUCAAGACUCUGGGAAUCUAUCUUCCUGAGUCUAGCAAGGAUUACACGCGCCGCAGACACGAAACAAAUGGAGUGGUUCGUUACAUGCAGCGCAAGUCCCAGCUUCAUCCCAACUUCAGGGGCUUUCGUCAGCUUCGCACGCUGCAGGGGCUUGACUAUGUCUCUUGCCUCCGAGGCCUCGACCGAGCCGACUUUUGGGACUUUGACCGGUGGCUGGAGACGGCGGAGAGAAAGCGUCCAGUGCGAGACUGGCAUUUCGUCCAAGACGUGAAUAACGCUGUCCGGAGGCCAAAGGAGGCUGGCGAUCGGCUUCGAUCGCAGCUGAAGAAUCUGUUCCCUUUGAUCCCAUCGUUUGCACCAUCUGAAGAGGACUGGGCAAUUCUGCUCGAUGGUCUCGAGAAACCAGAUGCCCAAGGACACGGAUCUGGGACAUCUGAGGAUGCGAUCAUGGUGGACGACAGUGGCUCUUCGUCUGAGUCAAGUUCCGAGAGUUCUGCUGAUGGCAGCGAUGAUGGAGAGAACAAUGGAGAGGAUGAUGGUGUUCUGAGCUCACGAGCCAGCAGUAUAUUUCCUCAGUUUGGCCAUCAUCCGUUACAAGACAACAACAACAACUCUCAACCGGACCCACAAGUACCUGAGGUGGAAGUUGAUGCAACCAAUGACGUGGAGAUGGACGGUGGCCAGGAGAUGGACGGUGACCAGGAGAUGGAUGAUGAUGAAGAAUCUGAUGAUGAAAGUGAUGAUGAUGAUGAAGGAUCCGAUGAUGGAGAAUCUGACGAUGAGUCUACCAUCAUUCCAGAUGAUCGAUCUAUCACUGAAAGUCAAGUCAUUGACCUUACCAUGGACCUCACUGAACAGCAGCCGGAUCAAGAAAUUGUCAGUCAAACUACAGCGCCGACAAGUGGCAGCAGAGCAGACAGCCCGAUGUUUGUCGAUGAUUUCCAUCCCGAAUACUCGCCAUCGCCGACAACUCUCGACCACAUAGCCACAAGGUCCGACUGGGAGGCUAGAUCACAGGCAAGCAGUGGACCCGGAGACGAAGAAAGCCUCUUCGUAGGCAGCGAGCCGUCAUUCUUGCGUCUGCCACGAUCGGUUGCCGGGACCCGAACAAGGAGCAGCCCGACGGCGUCGAGCGAGAGCAGAGACAUGCAGCAAGAGGACCUGACAGAGAGAUUCUUGCCGGUUGAGAACCUGGAUGAGGUGCCCUCUGGGCCCCAUAAGCGGGAAAUUGUCGAUGGGGAGGAUGUUGGUUUGGGGAGUGUCAAGAGGGCUCGUACAAGCGAGUCGCGAGGUUAUACACGUUGA
Molecule: messenger RNA, 2289 nt
Organism: Trichoderma reesei QM6a
Lineage: Eukaryota; Fungi; Ascomycota; Sordariomycetes; Hypocreales; Hypocreaceae
Exons: 5
Coding region: 1-2289 (762 amino acids)
Source: RefSeq, a predicted model, not a curated record